This is a messenger RNA of Didymodactylos carnosus, 1173 nucleotides long. Lineage: Eukaryota; Metazoa; Rotifera; Eurotatoria; Philodinida; Philodinidae. The record is from the annotation of a GenBank genome assembly.
AUCCUAGAAUCCUAGCAAAUUUCUAGUUUUAAACACAAGGCAAAAAAGACGUACGAAUGUUUUUUUCGUGCAAAACACCGGUUUUGGUUUAUUAAAAUUGCUAAAAGACCAUUGCAUAGUUUUGGAGAAAAAGAAAGAAUUCAUCAGUUUUAUAACAUGAAAACCGCUUCCGAGUGUGAUUGUUUUAAAAUUGAACAUCUCAAGGGUUCAAGAGUCAUUUUUACAAACCUUUUUGAUUUAAAAGCACCAUUUUAACUUGCACGUGUACUACACGGCUGAAAAUGUUCAACACGUUCAGUCAUCGAGACGUGCAAGUUAAAAUGAUGCACUUUAUAAAGAUUAAACAAAACAAUUCGAUGAAAGAUAAAAUAAACAAAAAUAUAUUUACAUGAACGGGCCAAGGGUUAAUAGUAAUCAAAGGGCACCUAGUGGCUUCCGGUCACCUUGUACAACCAAAAAUGCUUUUUCAUGUUUUGAAACUAAUAAACCCUUCUCUAUUUCUCAAAACUUUGAAUUGGUCGUGUAACCAUUUUAAUGAAGCAAAAUCCGUUAUAUAAGGUGCAAGAGCUCGCUCUCAGACGUGUGCGCGUUCUGCAACCGCUUUUGCUGAUAAUAAAUUUUUAUUGUCAACGCCAAAACUCUCGCGCCAUGAAAGACUACUAUAUAUCUAUCUCUAUAAGCGACUUUUACUACUAUAGCAUAUCCCCUAGUGGUCUAAAUAAGCCUCAGUUUGACAGUUAAUACACUAUAACACUAUAAUUUAGUCUCAUGCUGGGAGUAAAGUAUUGUGUGAUAUUCAUCUGUUGUGUUACUCUAGCUGUAUAGAAAAGCUCAAAUUUUGCCAUUUUCGUGGGAUUCUUCCAUCCCAAUGAACUUUUUCGAUACAUACGCAACUGUUUUACAAAAUAAGAGGAUUUCUUCUGUCUAUGUAUUGUAGGCAAAUCAUUUAUCGGUAAUACAUUUGCAACAAAAGCUGGUUAUAAUGAAGUUGCUGAAUUGAAUAAAAUAAUUAUAUUGUAUCCACGAAUUCGACCAUCGACAGUAUCAUCAAAUGUUUAUGGUUGUUGGAAUUGGUGGGGUUAUUCGUCAAUAAAUUAUGCUAAUAAACUUGGACCACAAACGUCAGGAAUUAAAAAAAUGAUUGACACUGUUCGUGCUAUUCAUACUGCUUAA